CCGGCGGCGGAGGGCGGGGAGGGCGCGUGGAGCCGGGGACGGGGACACGGACAGGGACACGGACACGAACACGAACACGGACACGGACACGGACACACAGCGCGGCCCCGCAGCGCAGCUCUGCGGCCAAACCCCGGCCAACAAAGCCCCCUCGGCUCCCCUCGCCGCCGCCCCCCGCGGGAUGUAGCCGGGCCGGGAGCCCCAGCGAGGCAGCGGCCCCGCCGCUCCGUGCCCCGCAGCGAGGCCGGGAGGCGGCGGGCUCAGAGGCGCUGCCGCCACCAUGGGCAAAUCCAACAGCAAGUUGAAGCCUGAAGUUGUGGAAGAGCUGACCAGGAAAACGUACUUCACGGAGAAGGAGGUGCAGCAGUGGUACAAGGGCUUUAUCAAGGACUGUCCCAGCGGGCAGCUCGAUGCCGCCGGCUUCCAGAAGAUCUAUAAGCAGUUCUUCCCCUUUGGUGACCCAACCAAAUUUGCCACCUUUGUUUUCAACGUCUUUGAUGAGAACAAAGAUGGGAGGAUCGAGUUUUCGGAGUUCAUCCAGGCACUGUCAGUCACCUCCCGGGGGACGCUGGAUGAGAAGCUGAGGUGGGCGUUCAAGCUGUACGAUUUGGACAAUGAUGGAUACAUCACGAGGAACGAGAUGCUGGACAUUGUGGAUGCGAUUUAUCAGAUGGUGGGAAACACAGUGGAGCUUCCCGAGGAGGAGAACACACCAGAGAAGAGGGUGGAUCGGAUUUUUGCCAUGAUGGACAAGAACGCGGACGGGAAGCUGACGCUGCAGGAGUUUCAGGAGGGCUCCAAGGCCGACCCCUCCAUUGUGCAGGCGCUCUCCCUCUACGAUGGGCUCGUAUAGUCCCGGGGCCGAGCGGCGAUGUCUGGGGGAAGAUGCUCUCCGUGCCAUCCGACCACCGCCGCGUGAAGCUUGCCUGUCCCUCCCGGCCUUCCUUUCUGUUCCGCGAGCAAGGGAUGCCCUCGAAGCGCGAGCUCACUCCCCCUCUCCGCACUCCAGCCGCUGCCAUUCGCCAACUUCUGCUUUUCCCACGAAAACCCCGCGCCAGACCCAGUCUGAGCGGCAGCGAACGCCCAGGACUCGAGGGCCGGGGGAACGGGUGGAGCAUCGCCGCAGGCAGAGCCCCCUCUCGGCCUCCUCGCCCCCUUUGCUCCCUUCUCCUACAUUUUCGGACGGGACUGCGGAUGUGCCGGGGGGUUCUCUCUUGGGAACCGGCCGGCCCGAGACGGAGCCCAGAGGUACCGGGGGGCUGCACCCCCGGGGAGGCCGGGGAGCCGAGGCACCGACGGCGAUUUGGAACAGAGUCCUGGUGUCACCCACCAUGCCGCUGGCAGCCCAGCUCGGCUCACUAGGGAUAUAUAUUAUAUUAUUAUUAUUUUUUUUUUUUUUUUUGGUGAGACAGUAUUGUGCUGUUUUGUUUUUUGUUUUGUUUUUCCUUUGGUGGAAAAAAGUGAGGCUUUUUUUUUUAUAUGCCUAUCUCGACGAUCGAUAUCCUUAUUUAUUUGUUGUAAAUGUUGCUGCUGUGUUUUGUCUCUCAUGUGUGUGUGUGUCCACCCACCCAGGUGAGGAUUUGUAAGGUUUACAUGCUCGUACACUAUUGCGGGGACCCAGGAGCCUGCAAUAACAAUGAAGCCAAAAAUCUGCCUUCCCCCUCCCCUCCCACCCCCUGUAUCCCAAGCUCCGUGGGCUGGCUGCUGUUUGGAGGGGAUGCUAUAGCUUCUUCUCCUCUUCCUGUUCCCAAGUUCCCUGCAUUUUUCUGUUCAUCUUUCCCUUUGGGAGCUCAAAGAAGGCUCACUCAGCACAGACUCUGAGCAGACCAAGUUCCAUCCCUCAGCUGGGAAGGGUGAGGAAACUGCUGGCCACCAGAACGUCCCCAUUUCCUUCCUUUUAUUCAUUUUCUCACUGCAUGAAAAAGUAUUAAUGGAGCCCAGAGUUGGGUUUUGCUUCCAAGCAGAUUCCUUUGCUAUGUUCUGCUUUGCCAACAGUGGGAAGUGUUUGGUGGUGGCUGUGAAUCAUCCUGUGUGCUGGAGGGGCAGAGGGGGAGCCUUGCUCUGUCCUGCUCCCCAUCCCAGCUGGGAUGAGGUGACAGGGGAGAGCCAGGCUGGGCUGUGCACAGCUCAGGGUGUCUCCUACCCCGUCACUCCCACAGGACACGGGAGGUUUUGCUGUGAACCCAGGGCGUGGCCCCUUGGGGAGCCGCUUGCGCCCACCUUGGCUGGGAAUACACACCUGGGGACACUGGGCUGCAGCUCCCCCAUCAUGAGCGAGGCCUGCAUGGCCUCUCCAAACUCCAUCAACACCCAGCACCCUCUGGGAUGUGUCCCCAGCUCAGCCCCAGCUGCACCCACACCGUGGGACACAGUUGGCAUCUCUGCUGGAGAGUGAGCGUUGCAUGGGUGAUGCCUCAGCUGCCUUGGCCCCUGCUCUGGGAAAGGAGAGCCGUGCAUUUCCUCAGGAGCAGAGUGCAAGAAGCCUUUGGGGCCCCUAAAGCCAUCCUGGGGCCUCACCCUUCCAUCUCUGGUCCAGUUGAUGGCAGCAGCAUCUUUCCACCCGGCUGUCUCCCAGCUCCCGUGGCUAAGCCCAGACAGAGGAGUGUCCCCACGGCGGUGGGAGGUGACAUCUGGAUGUGGAGGACAGUCUGACAGGUGUCUCACGAUGCAGGAGACAAGGUGGUGCUCAGUGCUCCCUGAAUCCUCCCAGCAUGGCAGCGACAUACCCCAGCCGAGGGAUGCUGGCUUUUCACCGUGCAGCCCCACUCCCCAGUUUUGGGAUUUUGUUCUUGUGGUACUUCUUGAUGCCCAUGAAAAACCACCUUUCCCCAUCCCUAAGGAGACUGAUCUCACGUCCACGUGCAAUAUUUCUGCCUCUUCUGCAUUUUCUGCCCCUGAGGAUCCGCAUGUUUCACUGUGGGGGUGCUUCUGGAGGGUGUCCCUCACCCACUCCCAUGGAAAUCUCCUUUUCUUCGUUGCUCUGUGGCCAAAAUGCAACUCUCUGGGGUAGGUUUUUGCAGUGCCUGCAACUUACUGAAUGCUCAUCUGCCAGACUGGUCCCCUCCUGGUGCCAAUCGAUGUUCCCAAUGAAUGUGACACUGCUGUAAUCACCUCUGCUGAUGAAUGAUGGGCCCUGCCACGUUUGACACAGUUCCCAGGAAAAGGCAAACCUCAUUUGCUCUGACACUUUUCCCCUGGAAAGGUUUUAAUUUUUGGAGGACUUGUCAUGGGUUGAGCUCCAUCAGUGCUCACAGUUGUCUCCCAAGGGAGUCAGCCCUGCCAGGGCUCUUGGCACUCUGAGUGUCCCUGAGCAAAGCGUUUUGACCCCAGUGUUCCCCCUGGCUGCAGGUUUGGGAUCCUGCCUUGGAUGCUUGCAGUCUCCCUUUUGGGGAGCACCGAGGGCCCCUCAUUCCUCCUGAGCACCACCAGGAUCUGCAGCGUCUUGGUAUCACUGAAAAUAAGGCUUGGAGCAUCUUGUGCUUGGGAAUGUUGGCCUUAACCUCCUCGUGCCUCAGUUUCCCCAUCAGUGGAGGGGCUGGGGUGAGCCAUCCCCCUCUGGAAAGCAGUUUGGUGUCUGUGCCCUGGCAAGCAUGAGUGCUGGAUACGGCUCAGGACUGCGGGCACAGGGCAGGACCCACGUGUGGGAAGCGCUGGGGUGGAAUUCACGUCAGCCAGUCUUUAAUUCCAGCCUCUCCUCACACCUGCUCGCGAUGGAACAGCCAGCAAGGCCUGGUUUGUCUCUGUUCAUACUCGGGUUCCUGGUGCCUGUCCAAAACAGAGCCCUGGCCGUGGGAAGGGGGCCCAAAGCACAGCCAGGCAGAGGUGAGGGUCCAGCCCCGGUGACUGUGGCAUGUGCCCCCCUCUCAUUUGUCCCUGUCAGUGUUGCCCCAUUAAAUGCCAUGUCUGUACUUUCCUUUCUUUUCACUUUUCUGUCUGUGUGCUGACUGUUGCUGCUUUGUAUCCGUCUUUCCUUGAGCUCUGGGGCUGGGCUGGGCUGAGCUGUUUCUCCCAGGAGCAAGAAGGUGGGAGAGGGCUCUGGGGGCAGAUUCCCCCUCUGCCCUCUCCUCACAGCACAAACCAGGACCAGAGAGAGAGGGAGAAGUGAAGGGUUUUUCCUCUGGAGCAGGCUUUUAAUUAAUUAAUGAAAUUUAUAAUGACACCAGGCUGGUCCCAGGAGCACUGUCAUGGAAGGGGAUGUUUAUUUAUGGGGGGACCCCAGAUCCUGUUUGUGCUGGGUACCAGCUGCAUCUCACCCUCCUUCACAGAAUGCCUGUUGGUUCUUCCUGUGCCAUCAGGACACCACAUUCCUGUUGGAUGGCGAGGCUGAGGUCCUGGGAAUUCUGCUCCUCAGUGGGCAGGGGUGCAGCUGCCUGGAGGGUGGAAUUGGCCUGGAGUUUUGGGAUCUGGGUUUGAACCCUGCUUGGAGCAGGGCCAGGCAUGGCACGGGGGCAGCUGAAAUCACUGGCAGAGCUGCUCCCUUCCCAUGUGUUUGGGGUUGGGGGGUCAUUUGGGGUGGGUGAGUGACCUGCAGCCAGCUCACUGUCCCCAAUCCAAGGAGGAGAUCUGGGGCAAUUACUGAGAGCAUCUGUCACCUCUCCUUCCCGAGGGGAGGGUCUGGCUGGAACAGAAGCAAGGGCUGAGGACAGAGGAGGGAGCUGAAGGCUCUAGUGUCAGUGCACAGUUUGGGGUGCAGCAGUUUUGGGGUCUCAGUUAUGCGUGUCAGCCCUGUCCAUGCAGCAAAGUCAUCCUUCCCUUCUCUCUCUGCUCCAGUGGCCGCCAGCCCCGGGCUGGGUGCCCUGUGCUCCAGGUGUGACCCUGCUCAGGGGGGUGGCCCAGCCCCGGGCUGAGAAGCAGCAGCUCCAGCAAGAGCCUUGUUUGUGAAGAUGAAGCCUGUGUGUGCGUCCGUGCCGGUGUCUCGGCUUGCAUGCCCCGCUGCCUUGUCUUGAGAUGAAUUCAAGAGCAAACCAAGCAAAUGAAACAAUUUAAUAACAGAACGAAACAAAACCCAGGAACUUUGUGACAGUGGAAAUAAAAGCUUAAUGACAGUAAUGAA
Molecule: messenger RNA, 5053 nt
Organism: Parus major (Great Tit)
Lineage: Eukaryota; Metazoa; Chordata; Aves; Passeriformes; Paridae
Gene: NCS1
Product: neuronal calcium sensor 1
Exons: 8
Coding region: 281-853 (190 amino acids)
Molecular function (GO): calcium ion binding; calcium sensitive guanylate cyclase activator activity
Source: RefSeq, a predicted model, not a curated record